AGCUUCUCAUCGCCCCGUCGCAAAUCCUCCAUUCUCCUGUCCCCGAACAAGCGAGCGACCCAACCCUCCCAAAACCCCCCGACGAGCGAAGAGCGCAAGAUGUUCGGCUUCGGGCACCACGGCCACCACGGCCAGAACCCGCCGGCGCACCCCCCGGCCCACGGCGGCGGCGCGCACCAGCCCACCUUCAAGAUCUUCUGCAAGGCCGAUGAGGGCUACUGCCUCACCGUCCGCGACGGCAACGUGGUGCUCGCCCCCGCCAACCCACGCGACGAGCACCAGCACUGGUACAAGGACAUGCGCUUCAGCGCCCAGGUCAAGGACGAGGAGGGCAACCCGGCCUUCGCCCUCGUCAACAAGGCCACGGGGCUCGCCAUCAAGCACUCCCUCGGCCAGUCCCACCCGGUGAAGCUUGUGCCGUUCAACCCGGAGUACCAGGAUGAGUCCGUGCUGUGGACGGAGAGCGGCGACGUGGGCAAGGGCUUCCGCUGCAUCCGCAUGGUGAACAACAUCCGCCUCAACUUCGACGCCUUGCACGGCGACAAGGACCACGGCGGCGUGCACGACGGCACCGCCGUCGUGCUCUGGGAGUGGGCCAAGGGCGACAACCAGAGCUGGAAGAUCCUGCCGUGGGGCGACGAGGCCUACGCCGGCGGCAGCGCCGCCAACGCGCCCCGCGGCGGCGGCGGCUACGGCCACGGCGAGCCCACCGUCCGCAUCUACUGCAAGGCCGACGAGGGGUUCAGCGUCACCGUCCGCAACGGCGCCGUGUGCCUGGCGCCCACCAACCCGCGCGACGAGUUCCAGCACUGGGUCAAGGACAUGCGCCACAGCAACAGCAUCAAGGACGAGGAGGGCUACCCGGCCUUCGCGCUCGUCAACAGGGUCACUGGCGAGGCCAUCAAGCACUCCCAGGGCGAGGGCCACCAGGUGAAGCUGGUGCCGUACAACCCCAACUACCAGGACGAGUCGGUGCUGUGGACGGAGAGCCGCGACGUCGGGCACGGCUUCCGCUGCAUCCGCAUGGUGAACAACAUCUACCUCAACUUCGACGCCUUCCACGGCGACAAGGACCACGGCGGGGUGCGCGACGGCACCAACAUCGUGCUCUGGAAGUGGUGCGAGGGCGACAACCAGCGCUGGAAGAUCGUCCCCUGGUAAAUGCGCUGUGCCGGGGCUGCAUUGGUCAUCACCAUGAUCUGGAGUUGGAGAGAUCAGCCAGCCAGCCACCUGUGGUCUCCUGCUACCAUGUUGCUAGAAUAAAGUCGUGUGUGAUCGAUCUGCGGUGAUGGUGUGUCCAUGUCCGUGUUUUUAAGUCUUCCGUCGUGUCGUCAGUCCUGCUUCCGUGAGUGAGGGGAGUUAAAGGGGUUCUUCGUCGGUGAGCUUGUCUGAUUGUGCGUCCGCCAUCUGUGCUUUGCUGUGCAGGAGUUUCAGACCCGGAGCGUUCAGCUCUGUAAUGUACUCGGAUCCUUUGCUUCUAUCCAAGUGGGUUCUAUCAUCCAUACCUCAA
Molecule: messenger RNA, 1510 nt
Organism: Panicum hallii
Lineage: Eukaryota; Viridiplantae; Streptophyta; Magnoliopsida; Poales; Poaceae
Product: ricin B-like lectin R40C1
Exons: 4
Coding region: 100-1161 (353 amino acids)
Source: RefSeq, a predicted model, not a curated record